ACAUCGGUAGGUGACAAAAACAGUGGUAGUCGCAUAUAUUCAGCAAUACCAGCAGAAAUACAGACCAGAGGUGUGCCUGAUAUGCGAGUUCCAUCUGCUGGAAGGGUGAAAGAAAAACGUGUGAUAGAAAAUUUCGAGACUAUCCACGUCUCGGAGCUCUUGAGUCCAACCUGCCUCUAAGAUGGAUAACUCCUCGUCUGUUGUUGACAACACUUCAGAGUCAUAUGAUGGGAUCAGCGAUUGCUACUUCCCGGUGAUGAAUCUAACGGACGAGCGUAUCGCAGAGUUCUACUUACUGAAUGCGCUAACCGGCCGGGUGAUCCUGAUAGUCAUGUUCAUCAUCUUAGCUAUCGGUGUUCCAGGGAACCUGACGUUUCUCAUCACGGUGUUCCGGGUGCAGGCCAUGCGCAACGCCACCAACAUGUACCUGACCAGCCUUGCUGUGGUUGACCUUACCUUCCUGUCGAUAAGUAUUUUCACGUACUUCUUCUACUUCAACAACACCGUCCGGACCCAUCUAAUUACCGCUGAUGUGGUGGGUUGCAUCGGUGCCUUCAUCGUCCCCUACUUCACCUACUUCCUGUCCAUCUCUACCGUAACUCUGGUGACGCUGGACAGGUACAACGCUGUCUGCAACCCCAUCAGUUACAUCCAGAGGCGAAACAAACUACGGGCACUUCGGCUCAUCAUCGGCAGCUGGGUAGUUGCCGUACUGCUGGCUGGAUUGGUCAUACCUCGCUUCGCCAGGAAGGUUAAAUUUUGCGCUGUGUGGCCGGACACGGAGAAGUAUCAAGACCUCCCUGUGGUGCUUGGAUACUGCGUCUCUAUCUCGGCGGCUGGGUUGAUAGUCGGGCAUCUGGUGGAGGCGGUGGUCUUUGUUGUGGCUCUGGUGGUUAAUGCGGUCAUGUACGCACGGAUCAUCCUUCACCUCAGCGCCCGAGUCAACAAGAAGAAACAGCAGCAGCAGACGAUCCCUACCCAGGCCACUCAGAUUCGCAAUCAAGUCUCGCGGCUUCUCAUCACCUUCGGUACGGUGUUCUUCCUGUGCCAGGCUCCGUUCGUCAUCAUCUCCUUGGCCAACAUCGUGGACUAUCUCCUUGGCACGCCAUCUGCGGUCACCUACCGGAAGCUUGUUCUCCCGUUGACCAUCAGCCACGUCUUCAUCUUCCUGAAUUCUGCCAUCAACCCGGUCAUCUACAACUUGACCAGCAGGAUCUACCGCCAUGCCUUCAAGCAGACCGUGUGCGGUGACCGCUGCACUCGGAAAAGAUGCGAUAGCGUCACCUCACUACCGAUUGACAAAGCAGACCCGCCCGAUAACAAUAGCUUCGAAAACAGAUUGCAAGAUGAUGAAGAUGAUGUCGAUGCUAGAGAUUCUAAGCUGUAAGAACAAAUUUGUAGCAAAUCUGGUAGCGUAACAUAAUGCAGACCUGGAGGAAAUGAAUAACAUGGGAUAAAAAUAUCCGUUCCUUGAACAACUCACAGGAGAGAAAGGUCUUACCAGAGUGAAUUUGAAUCCACGAUAUCCUGCUGGUUUAUAAACAACUCACUUCAUCCUAUGCGCCAACUGAGUCCAGUGAUAAACACUUGGCGCUUCGCCAUGAAGAUGACAAAAGCUUUGUCACAUGCUCGCAGUCUCAAUACUCUUUAACAAAAUGUAGUCAUUUUAGCACAAAUCUGAAAUUAUAACAGUCAAUUCGGCACCUAAAGACAGUCUGUUUCAAUCAAGGGUUUUCGUCAUGUCUUUGCUCUAGACGAAACUCAGUAUAAGAUUAAUUUUGAUCCAUGAGAACAACAGGACCAACUCCACCUUUUUUGUUACUGCACUUAGAAUCUACACACUAUAUGACACUUUGUGUGUAACAGAAAGGCCUGGGUACUCACGCUUUUCUUAGGUAUUGAACAAAGACAAUAAUAAGUAAUUUGGCACUGUCCUCCACGUAUUUACAAAACGAAAGUUUUUUUGUAGACGCACAAUUAUUGUGUUCAUGCUUCCCUGUGUUGUAGCCGAGUCCUUUUUUCCGAGUACCGAGUACUGCCGAGUACUUAAUAACGUUGUGUGGACAUCCAUCCCCCUGUAUUGUGGGACAUCAAUCGGUUAACUAUUCCAAUUUGAUUGCUUUAAUUCAAUGUGCACUCUUUCAACUACUAGUGGUAUAUAUUCAGGCAGUAGUGUGCGGACUCUCUGCACAAAUUGACUUUCGGAUAAUCAUGUACAUUUUAAUCAUUAACGUUUGUACAGAAUUGAAAAGUGGAAAACAAAAAAAUACUGGUCUUGCUUUGAAUUAUUAAUAAUAAUAAUAAUGUUAGGUAUUACCAUCACCUGACCUAAUUAUUGUUUCUGCGGGGGGGGGGGGGGCAAUAUCACAUGACCACGAUGGACAGGAUUAUUCCCGUUUCCGAAAAAAGGUCGAAGUUUACCGAAUACGUUUUCGUUGACACUCGGAUAUAUUCUCGAUAGAGCGGGUACUUUAGGAUGUACAAUUAUUGUUUGAUUUAACAUCAAAUAUACCUAAACUUGUUAUCAUGCCUGUCCAUGUUGAGUCCAACUAGUCAAGGCUCGCAUUUACGACAUUCAAUACCAGGCGAUGCGAAGUUCCCAGCAUCUGAUGUAGUUAAUGUCCGUCUCAGCCUUUUGCCUCUAGUAUGCGCUCACUCGGUCGAGGACAGGGCUUUGCGGUGUCAAUGUAACGGCUACCUGGUCACGGCCACGAUGACCACAGAGACGUCAUGUGGCUCGUCGGGUCACCAAUUUAACCUGCGGCGCAGAAAUUGUGCGGGUAUAGGCUUUAAUUACGAGUCGGUCAUAUUAAAUUGAAAGCGAGGUCAAAUCUUCAUAUUUCGGAACUUGCGAAUAGAAACGAAAGCAAUGACAUAAAGUUAAUUACAAAUUAAUACCAGUCUCCUCUGAAAUAAUUAAAACUUUGUAAUUAUACAUAGCUUAAUGUUUUAGCCACAUUUAAAAACAUAUCACUGAAAAAGUGAGGCUUGAAACGGAUAACUAGUCUGGCACCAUCCAGUUCAACAGCUAACAAUUUAUGAAAUACAUUCAAGGAACACGAUCAAUGGCUUCCUUGUGAUUAAGGUGUACAGGAAACAAAAUGUAUCUCGGAAGUAAGUUGCUGAUUAUAUACAACUAUGGGCAAUGUGUAUUUCAUAUCAAAAUGUGGCCAAUAUGUACACAUGGGUUUGAUGAAGUAACCACAUAAAAUGGUGAUAUUAACCAGUUGGUGACAUAUCCCGUAACUACUUUAUUGUCCCUCGUGAUUAGAAAUGGUAUUAGUUUGUGUGGUUAUUUCGUUUUUCACAGUAUUGGUAAUGUGCAUUCACAUUUCAAAAUUGUAAGAUGUACAUAUGUAAGUUUGAUGAAAUAAACACAUAAAAUGGUGAUAUUAUCAGUUAGUUUU
Molecule: messenger RNA, 3407 nt
Organism: Patiria miniata (bat star)
Lineage: Eukaryota; Metazoa; Echinodermata; Asteroidea; Valvatida; Asterinidae
Product: neuropeptides capa receptor-like
Exons: 1
Coding region: 182-1387 (401 amino acids)
Biological process (GO): G protein-coupled receptor signaling pathway
Cellular component (GO): plasma membrane
Molecular function (GO): G protein-coupled receptor activity
Source: RefSeq, a predicted model, not a curated record